GCGUCUGGUGGAGGCUAGUUUAUCGUUGAUCGGGUGGUGACGCUGUACCUUUCUGUUGUAGUGUAGUAAAGAGCUUAACGUUGGAGUGUUGUAUGUCGAUAUUGUUAAAAUAUCGUUUUGUUCUAUAAAGAAUAAAUUGCUUAAUAAAUUUCUUCAUUUAAUUGUAGCCGUUAUAUCGCAAUGGGGGAAGAGAAUAAAGGUGAUCGUGAAAGGGAAAAAGAUCGUGAUCGAGACAAAGACCGCAGGCGCAGAUCUAGAUCACGUGAGCACAGAAAAAGAUCCCGAUCACGUAGCCGUGAUAAAAGGUCAAGGUCACGUAGUCGAGAUAGACGGAGAGAGAAGAGGAGUAGAUCUGGUUCUCCGGGUAAGAAGGACAAACGUUCCAGACGGAGGAAACCAUCGUUAUACUGGGAUGUACCUCCACCAGGGUUUGAACACAUCACACCUCUUCAGUAUAAAGCCAUGCAAGCUGCUGGCCAGAUUCCGGCGAACAUUGUUGCCGACACUCCCCAAGCUGCCGUUCCUGUCGUUGGCUCCACAAUAACAAGGCAAGCUCGAAGACUCUAUGUUGGCAACAUCCCCUUUGGAGUAACAGAGGAAGAAAUGAUGGAGUUUUUCAACCAACAAAUGCAUCUUUCUGGUUUAGCUCAGGCAGCUGGCAACCCAGUGCUGGCCUGUCAGAUCAAUCUUGACAAGAACUUCGCUUUCUUGGAGUUCCGUUCAAUAGAUGAGACAACUCAAGCAAUGGCAUUUGAUGGUAUCAACUUCAAAGGACAGAGUUUAAAAAUUAGAAGACCCCAUGAUUAUCAACCCAUGCCAGGAAUGUCAGAAAACCCAUCAGUGAAUGUUCCUGCAGGCGUGAUCAGCACGGUAGUCCCUGACUCGCCGCACAAGAUCUUCAUUGGUGGCCUUCCAAACUACCUCAACGAAGACCAGGUGAAAGAGCUUCUGAUGUCAUUUGGACAGUUGCGGGCCUUCAACUUGGUAAAAGACUCUGCCACAGGUCUCAGCAAGGGCUAUGCUUUUUGCGAGUAUGCUGAUGUAACAAUGACAGAUCAGGCUAUUGCUGGUUUGAAUGGUAUGCAGCUGGGUGACAAGAAGUUGAUCGUGCAGCGGGCAAGUGUUGGGGCAAAGAAUGCCCAGAUAGGCCAGCAGGCACCAGUUCAAAUUCAGGUGCCAGGGCUUACAAUGGUGGGAGGCGCCGGUCCAGCCACAGAGGUGUUAUGUCUCUUGAAUAUGGUAACUCCGGAGGAACUGCGGGAUGAAGAGGAGUAUGAGGACAUCCUGGAAGACAUAAAGGAGGAGUGUAACAAAUAUGGAGUGGUUCGAUCUGUUGAAAUCCCUCGACCCAUUGAGGGUGUGGAUGUACCUGGAUGUGGAAAGGUAUUUGUGGAGUUCAAUUCCGUUAUUGAUUGCCAGAAGGCACAGCAGUCGCUGACGGGCCGGAAGUUCAAUAACCGUGUGGUUGUCACAUCAUACUUUGACCCAGACAAGUAUCAUAGACGUGAAUUCUAGAUGAGACUGACAAAUGAGUUACAUGAAGUUAUCAACAUUUUGUGUGAACUGUGGCUUUGGGAUGCAUUUUGAGAUAUUGGAAAAAAAAAGAACUUAACAGUUGUCCAUUUUUUUUAUGUGUAUUGUAAAUGUAGACAGUUGCUGUAAAAUAGGCCGAAUACAAGUAUAAAUCUGGCAAAUCCAGUGGUCUGUUUUAUCAGUUUGAAGGAUAAUCUCAUAUUAGCUGAUUUACUAUGACAUUGAGUUGUGUCUUAAGUGUUAAAGAUGGACAGUUUCAUGGAAUUGUAAGGAAUCGUUUUGCGUUUAUUUUAUCCUAUUGAUUCAUUCUCUUAAUUAUAUAAUAGCUUUUACUUCAGCACAUGUUCCUCUGCUCUCACACAUCGCAAGGGGUUGUGUUAAAUUUUUCUUCACCAGAAUAACAAUGCAUCAUCACAUUUUAAGAAUGUUAGAGAAGUUUCUCAAAAUAUUGAUGAUGUAGUGUAUGAAUAUUGGGAUUCUUUUGCAUUCCUCAAAUACAGUUGUGAAGAUCAGUUGGGUAAUGUCCUGAACAAUUUUCUUGUUCAUGUAUUGUAGAAUAAUCAUAAUUGUGCAACUUCAUGUAUUUUGGCAGAUGUGCUGUACAGAUAUUGUAUGUACACAGUUUUGAGAUAACUGCUGUCUGUAGAUUAUCUGAAAUUUCAAAUAAUAGAGGAAGCAGUGGAAGAUGUGACUUUUUGAUAUCACUGUUUGUGCAAUAUUUUGUUCUCAUGUAGACCUUGAGGUGCAUGGUAUGAUGAUUCCAUGUACAAAUCAAUCCCAUUCGUAGCUGAAACAGUACAAGUACAUCAUGCAGAAAUCUAACUCCGGACCAUUAUGAAAAUAAAUGUUAGCAUAUAA
Molecule: messenger RNA, 2391 nt
Organism: Cryptotermes secundus
Lineage: Eukaryota; Metazoa; Arthropoda; Insecta; Blattodea; Kalotermitidae
Gene: U2af50
Product: splicing factor U2AF 50 kDa subunit
Exons: 11
Coding region: 181-1515 (444 amino acids)
Biological process (GO): mRNA processing
Cellular component (GO): nucleus; nuclear speck; commitment complex
Molecular function (GO): pre-mRNA 3'-splice site binding; poly-pyrimidine tract binding
Source: RefSeq, a predicted model, not a curated record